This is a messenger RNA of Ambispora leptoticha, 1416 nucleotides long. The record is from the annotation of a GenBank genome assembly. Lineage: Eukaryota; Fungi; Glomeromycota; Glomeromycetes; Archaeosporales; Ambisporaceae.
AUGUUCAUACGACGAAAAUCAUCUCUCCGAAGAUUAGUGCUAACAGCAUUGCUUAUUACCAUUAGUUUAACAAUUGGGUCAUUUCUACUAGCCAUAUUCAACCAUUCGUGGAGUGGUGGAGGUGCUACAAAUUCGUUACUGUUAAAAAGUAACCAGAAAACAAAAAGCACAGACAAUGAUAAUGAUACAGAGCAAUUAACCUCACUACCAUUAUGUGAUCGUUCCCUAACCUUUGUCUUAAGCGAUUGCUGUGGUUUUCCCUUUCAAAUGACUGCUCUAAUCAACGCGAUAAUUUAUGCAAAAGAUACCGGACGUGCUUUUUUUCUUGAUGAUUCGAACUGGAAUUAUGGUCGUUGGAGUAUCUUUUUUAUGGAGUUAUCAAAACCAGAUUGCGUCCGUCCGGAUAAAGGAAUCGCAAAUAAUGAUCAAUUAAAUAAAAACUAUUAUUAUAACAGUGAUGAUGAUCAAGUAGCGUUUGCAGAGUUCCCAGAUCAUCCAUUAAAACCUAAAGAACUCGAUCGAAUGGAUCUUUUAUUCACAGAAGCACCACAUCAAAUAAUGACUCGUUGGUCAUGGCACUUAUUGGAUGAACAUGUUGUUAAGACAUACGUAAAAAAUAAUGAUAACAACAGUAGUGACACAAUAGAUGAAGACAGGAAUAAAAUAAUUAAAAAGGAAUAUGAAAAAAUAUUUAAAGAACAAGAAUCGGUACUAUUAAAAAUUUGGCGACCAAAUCGUGAAUUACAACAAUUGACACACGAACAGUCUCAUGAGAUUGGCAUUCCGCAUAACCAUGGUGGAAUGCGUCCUGAGAAUUCUUAUAUCGCAUUUCAAAUACAUCGUCCAAAAACUUUGGACUCAUAUUUAUCAGCUGCAGAUCAAUACUUGAAUAAAGUGGCUGAAAAAAUGAAUAAAUUGAAAAAUAACGAAAAAAGUAACGACGAAGUCACGGUUUUCAUAACAAGCAGAAAAGAAUUGUCAGAAGUACGACGAGCACUAUCGUAUAAAAGGCCCAAUUGGCAAUUUGUCACCUCAUUCGAAGACGAACCAAUGUACCGAUUUGAUGCUGCUCAGAAACCUCGACUAAUGUCUUACCGACUAGAUUCUCGAAUAAAUUUUGGGAUGGCCUUCAUUGCUGAUAUCACAUUGAUGUCUCAAGCGGAUCAUUUAGUGUGUACUUUCUCAACAUCUUUAUGUCGAUUUUUGGUAUUAUUAAAAGGAUGGAAGGCGAGCACAGUGAAUCCAUGGGAAGCCGGAGGAACUACACCAAUUGAUGAGGAUACUAGUCAUGGAUGGUUCCCAACUUUGUUCCUCGUUUCUAAAGAUGGCCAAUUGACUAAUCCUCAUAACGUUUAUUGGAUAAAUAAAAAGGCAUCAUCUUAUCGUAAUAAUAAAUUUGAUAUGUUGGCAAAUUAG